Molecule: messenger RNA, 498 nt
Organism: Pseudophryne corroboree (corroboree frog)
Lineage: Eukaryota; Metazoa; Chordata; Amphibia; Anura; Myobatrachidae
Product: putative inactive cytochrome P450 2G1
Exons: 3
Coding region: 1-498 (165 amino acids)
Biological process (GO): xenobiotic metabolic process; epoxygenase P450 pathway
Cellular component (GO): intracellular membrane-bounded organelle; cytoplasm
Molecular function (GO): iron ion binding; arachidonate epoxygenase activity; oxidoreductase activity, acting on paired donors, with incorporation or reduction of molecular oxygen, reduced flavin or flavoprotein as one donor, and incorporation of one atom of oxygen
Source: RefSeq, a predicted model, not a curated record
AUGGUUACAGUUCUUGCCCAUGAUAAAAAGAAAGCCAUUGUGAUGCCUGGGCAUAAGACCAAUAAAGCCACCUCUUGGUUGUGGAAUUAUUUUUACCCAAAUCCUGGUAACAUUUUGAAGGCAUCUGCUCCAUUUGUGGGGCCAAAGUUAGUAGAGGGCACAACUGUGUUUCCUCUUCUGACCUCUGUCUUGAAGGAUUCAAAACACUCUAGAAACCCGGCGAAUUUUGAUCCAGGUCACUGUCUGGAUAAGAAUGGCAAGUUCCAGAAAAAUGAAGCUUUCAUGCAAUUUUCCACAGGGAGGAGGAUCUUGGAGAAUCUUGGAGAGGAUCUUGGAGAAGGGAUGGCGAAAAUGGAGAUUUUUAUUUUCCUCACCUUCAUCCUGCAGAAUUUCAACCUGAAAUCUGACGAGGACCCUUCACAUAUUGACGUAUCCCCUCUGCCCAACACCAACGGCACUACACCUCACCCUUAUGAAAUAAGAUUUGUCCCACGCUAA